Messenger RNA from Haliotis rufescens (red abalone), 5359 nucleotides. RefSeq lists its product as uncharacterized. The record is from RefSeq and is a predicted model, not a curated record. Gene Ontology annotation, molecular function: ATP binding; transmembrane receptor protein tyrosine kinase activity; protein binding. Lineage: Eukaryota; Metazoa; Mollusca; Gastropoda; Lepetellida; Haliotidae. Gene Ontology annotation, cellular component: signaling receptor complex. The transcript is spliced from 23 exons. Bases 16 to 3663 code for a protein of 1215 amino acids. Gene Ontology annotation, biological process: cell surface receptor protein tyrosine kinase signaling pathway; multicellular organism development; protein phosphorylation.
CAAUGAUCAUUCAGAAUGGCUGCGGGUGUAUUGGUAGUUUUCAUGCUGGCUCUCGCUGUUAGACACUCUGUUCAAUGGAGCGGACAUGCAUGUCCCUACACUAUUGUCUCAUACACAUCAAGCUACGUGUGUAGUUGUCCCUGUUGGUGGUGGGGUUGCUGUGCUCACGCAUUGGUACACCAACCCAUUUACACUACAGUGUACAAGUGUUGUCCCGGGUGGAGGGACGAUGGAGAUGAAAACUGCAAUAUCGCAAUCUGCUACCCUGGGUGCAGUAAUGGAGGUACAUGCACGUCCCCAGGAAGGUGCAGCUGCAGGAGCGGAUAUACUGGAGCGACAUGCAUUGGACUCGACUGUAAUAAUGAGCGACCAUGCUAUCCAGGAGAAUGCCAAAGAAAUGGUGCUGCGGUUGUCUGCAACUGUAUGGAUGACUUCGAUGGAACGUUUUGCAUACGUCUAAAGGAGACCCAGGUACCUGAGGUCACACAGAUACGGGCACAGUUUUCAUACAUGGAAGAUGACGGUCAGAUGAGCAAGGACAUCUAUAGCCUCAUAGCAGAUGGCACGGAGGAGAAGGAAAAGGUCAUCGUAUGGACAAAUCGCCAACAACUGAACAAGCUGAACGUGACGGCCAGUGCUAUGUUUAAAGGCAGAGAUCUGCCAUAUCCCCCUGCUUAUAUCCCCGAAGCUAAGACUGGAAUUGCGAGAGCAUUUUUCAAAUUGAGUGGCCCUGCUGUUAACUCACAAGACAAGGAACACCAAUGUGAUGAUGCGGUUGGCUCCGAAAACCCCAAGGAAACUGUCACCUGUACCUUUACUACAAGUUACACUAAUCCUUUGACAGAUGGUGACAAGUUGACCUUGACCUUCCGAGUUUCAAGUGGUGGCUUCCGGAAGCUAGUCGGAACAGGUACUACAGCCACACAACACUAUACCGGAGAGGAUGCUGUCAGCACUGUAGCCUUCCACGUUGACACGGGUGAACCGGUGUACAACAGCCCCAGUGAUGCUUUUCAGAUUCACCCAGAAUUCACAAAUAUGCCAGUCACCAUGAAGUGGGAAGGGUGGACCGAUGCUAAAUCUAGAAUGGACAAAUACACAUGGGAAGCCUUCAAACUUGAACCCACUGGGAACGGAAGCUUGACGGAAGUAGACAAAUUGAGACCUUUUGUUCACAGACAAGUUGACCACACCGACCCCAUCUCCAACCCUCUCCCCUAUGCCCCAACAAGACCAGGGAUGUACUCCUUCGUCCUUGAAGCCGUGGACAAGGCCAAUAACUCUGUAUACAUGAGAAGGUUUGCACUGUACGACAAAGAGUCAGAAGUGACCACUGAUCCAAACCAUGCCCUGUUCAUAUCAUCUGCUGUACAAGACCAGGGCUUCCAGUGGAUGACCGAUGCCUCCAAGCCACUAGUGAUCAACUGGCAAAACCAUUUUCUCAAUUAUGUCCAUGAAAGUGGUAAAUUCCUCAACAACAUCCUCCCCUUCAAGGUAAAGGUUGUAGAAAAUCCACCAAUCUACAAGGAAGUGACGUAUGAAAAUGAUGAUCAUGAUGGCAGAAGAACCACAGCAGCUAUCUCCAAUGUACGUGGCAUUGUUAGGUUUGAGUGGACACAUGCUGUUAAUAAGACAGGGGGUAGCACACAAGCCACACCUCCCAACUGGGAUGAGAUCCCUGGUCUGAACACUACAAUGCAAAAAGAACUUGACAACGUUACCAGCGGGAGCACCGUUACUGUGUGGAUAAGGGCCAGGGACGUCGUCGACAACAAGAAAGUGGACUUCACAAGAGUAACCUAUGACUUGACUGAACCACAGUUCAGCAAAAUGACAUUCCAUCAAAACGAACUAUCAACCAUCCCUUUCAGCUCAGGGUUAGAGGUGACAAUGAAAGACCAGGAGAGCGGGAUUGAUCACCUUGCAGUCAAAGUCACAGAGAUUGGUGACGGCCAUUUAAUGACCCACAAGAACUUGACGAUUGCUUCUAUUCUGCCGCACAAAUGCACGGACAGAGUACACGACUGCUACUGCCCUAACGCCCUGAACGUGUGUUACAAACGAGUGUACAAACUGUUCAUCAGCAACUGCUGGCUGAUGGUGGCCAAGGACGCCCUCGAGACUGCCCAUGUUCAGAUGGAGGUGGGCGUGGUCAACAGGGCGGGGUUGACGACACGCAGGGUGCACCCGAUAAGGAAUCUCAUGCAGCUCAACGGAACAGAAGCAUUCUUCGGCCUUGAGAAUGUGAAAACAGAGAGGGUGAGGGACACAACGGUGCGUGUUACCUGGGACCACGCCCCAAGCUGUUACGAGAGGACCGCCAUCUUGGUCAGCUACGAGUGGGACUCGGGAGCGUCUGAUCCUGUGCGGGUCUUCAAAGACGCUAAAUCUUACGACAUCGUAGGCCUUGAGCCCGGCACCAAAUACAGAGUCUCUGUAACAGCAGAGUAUGGAGACAUUAAGAGUGUACCAAAAUCAUCAUAUUUCACCACAUCGGAUCUGUCAGGCAUUGGUGCAGGCGCUGUAGCAGGAAUUGUUAUAGCGCUUCUCCUUAUACUUGUUGUGCUGGGAGCUGUGUUCCUGCUGUGGAGGACCGGCAGGCUGGCGGUGCUCAUCAAGCAACGUGAGAACAGACAAAGUCGACGUGAAGGAAACGUGACUGGGAGGAUCACCAACAAUCUUGGAACUUCAAACAAUAGAGGAGGAGUUUUGUCCUAUCAGAACAAUGCAUACGACGACGAAGACAUCUACCUCUACGGCGGCAUGACGUUCGCCACGGCUCAGACAUGGCACAUAUCCAUGGAAGACCUAACCUUAAAGGACAAGCUUCACACUGGAAGAUUUGCACAAAUGUAUAAAGCUUCUCACAAAUCCGGAAAAACAGCGAGCGAAGUGGCAGCAAAGGUUAUCAGAGAUACACCAGAUGAAGAAAACAAGUUGCUGAUGAUGGCCAAGAUCAACUUUGCUGCAACACAGGUCGGAGAACAUCGCAACGUGCUGAGAUUUCUUGGCGCUGUAGUCAACAACGAUGCACGCGGCCCAAUGAUGGUCUUAGAGUACUGUGAAAAUGGUCAGCUGGACACGUGGCUCAAGGACAAUCGGGACAAAGUGGACAUGGACGUUCUGGAGAGGAUUCAGAUGUUUGUCUUGGGUGUUGCCAGAGGAAUGGAAUUUCUGGCCAAUAAAGAGAUUGUUCACCGAAAACUGGCUGCACGGAACUGCCUGGUAACAUUUUUAUACGAGGUGAAGAUCAGUGGAUUUGGGCCGAGCUGCAUGGACGACACCAACGACGAUGACAACACCAACAAUGCAAAAGCGGAUCGAAUCCCUGUGAAGUGGACGGCUCCAGAGUGUCUUCAGUCUCUGAAGGAGGCCAACGAGAAGAGUGACAUCUGGUCCUUUGGCAUCACUAUGUGGGAGAUACUUAGCAUGGGUCAGACGCCAUAUCCUGACAUUCGAAGCAGAGAUCUACCUGCCAAAAUCAGGAACGGUUACAGACUCCCCAGACCUGAGUAUGCUGAAGACAUCCACUACAACAUGAUGGGCAGUUGUUGGGAGAAGAAUCCUCAAUCGAGACCUACCUUUGUAAAAAUUGUGCAGAAACUGGAGGUGUCCUUCGGCUUAAGACCUACCUCUGAAGCUGUGUAUUAUUACUGCAAAUAGCUGUCAAGUCACCAAGUUUAGAACGUGAUAGAAGUGUCUGUGUUUCAAGUACAUAAUAAGAAAUGAUCAGCACAUAAUGUAUAGUAUCAGUCAGUCAGAGAACGUGAUUUCAACGAUGAGUUGUUGUUUUCAUAGAGCUUUUAUAACCUAAAGUAUUUAAAAAAUGUCAAUAGUUUUGACUUUGUGUAUGUUAAAACAUAAAAAAUCAAUCAAUGUACAUACGUAAAGGUUUUUGUUAUGUAUGGUAGUCAGAUCCAAUUAGAUUAAUGUAAUUGCAUCCAUCGAAGACAAGUGGUGACAAUUGUCCUACCAGUAGGACGCCACUGUGACCUCCUUUCAAAGUGAUGUAUGCCACAAUUUCGUUGUGACAUCGAAUAAAUCAUAGUCCAACUAAAUAUUCUUAACAUAUAACUUCUAUAUAAGGUAAAAUUUACUUACACAAGAAUGUUAUGUGAAUAUAAGUUACUGCUUGAUGCAACAUUUAUCUGAUUGUGUGGUGUUUACGCCUCUUUGAAUAGCAUUCAGUCACAACAUCAUUUAAAUUAUGUCACUGCGUGUCAGGUUAAUGUGGGAGGAAAGCCCGUAGCAAUGCCAAAAAACUACUUUGGCGAAUAACAAAUGCUGACAAGUCAAAAGCGAAAAUCAGGAUGAAAAUGGUAAUCAAACCCACGUCCACAGUCAUAGGAUUCUGGCAACGCCAAAGGAACGCAACUCUUCACAUGGUUGGGAGGGUGGGGUUAAAAUGUGUAAUGGUGGAUUAUAAAGUGUAUGUGCCUGUUUUCCUGCUUUAUUUUUUGCUUGCACGAAUAUGUGACAUGGAUAAGUAUUAGCCAUCAAAACGCACAAUGAAUAACUUGUGGAUAUAUUUGCAGUCGUUAAGCAAGGUUUUUCAUAUUUAAGAUGAAACUUAAAAAACGAGCUCUGUGAUUAGGACAGUUGCUGAUAUGGUCCGAAAUGGCUGAUUUACUGUCGGAUUUAAUGGUGGAGGUUUUGUGCUCUUUAAUUCUGGUUUUGAAGCCUAACAAACAGAAUCCAAACCAGUGUCUACCGGAAGCCCACCCUAACCGACCAGUAUAUCCACUUCAACUCCAAACAUCACCUUAGAACCAAGACUGGCAUCAUCUCCAUCCUCAUCAAACGAGCCAUCAAUCAUCAAAGAUCAAGCCUAUUUCUUCCCAUCCGCCUACUAUGAACUCAUCAAGCAAUAAUAACUUAUCCUGUUUAAUUGGCUUCAUGCCCCUGUUGGCUUCCACAUAUGUGUUCUCUGUCCAUCGUGUUGUGACAGUAUUAUCCCCUUGGUGUCAACACCUACCUAUGUUAUCCCACUCAUAUAUGCAAAUGUUGUUGCUUUUAAUCCUCUACUGUUAAUCCUCCACCUACUACAUAUAUUCUGUACUAUGUUCCUCAUUCAGUCUUGCUUAACAACGGUAUAAGGAUGUAUACCGAAACGUCGCUUUUUACAGUAUUAAAGAAGUUGUAAUCCAUAAAAUUGUGUUUACCUUGUCAAAAGGUUUCCAGCGUCAUAAUGAAGUACUGUAAUACAAUUUGGGUAUCAAGUUGUUCAACGGAUAUAGGAAUUUAUCAAUGAAAACAGUAUGUUUCUGUUUACUUUCAAACCCUUUUCUAGAUUUUACUUGAGAUUAACUUUAAUUGAUGCUCGAUGUUGUGCUCCUUAUUAUAAUUUGUACUUUAAAAA